AUGGAAAAUACACCUCUCACGCACGUUUACAUACCACGCAUACGCAUAUGGAUACACCUACACGUACAUAUGGAUAUGCCCCCAUAUAUACGUAGCCACACACGUGUAUACACCCACAUAUACGCACUCACGCAGAUACAUGGAUGCAUCCAUAUAAAUACGGAACCACAUGUAUAUAUGGCUGCAUUUGUCGCUACACUUAUCCGUCUACACCCACACAUACGCACUCAUAUACAUGCAUAA
Messenger RNA from Loa loa (African eye worm), 243 nucleotides. RefSeq lists its product as hypothetical. The coding region runs from base 1 to 243 and encodes 80 amino acids. The record is from RefSeq and is a predicted model, not a curated record. The transcript is spliced from 2 exons. Lineage: Eukaryota; Metazoa; Nematoda; Chromadorea; Rhabditida; Onchocercidae.